This is a messenger RNA of Synchiropus splendidus (mandarinfish), 1504 nucleotides long. It is a transcript of the gene dcun1d1, whose product is annotated as DCN1, defective in cullin neddylation 1, domain containing 1 (S. cerevisiae). The transcript has 7 exons. Bases 201 to 995 code for a protein of 264 amino acids. Gene Ontology annotation, cellular component: ubiquitin ligase complex. The record is from RefSeq and is a predicted model, not a curated record. Gene Ontology annotation, molecular function: cullin family protein binding; ubiquitin conjugating enzyme binding; ubiquitin-like protein binding. Lineage: Eukaryota; Metazoa; Chordata; Actinopteri; Syngnathiformes; Callionymidae. Gene Ontology annotation, biological process: protein neddylation; positive regulation of ubiquitin-protein transferase activity.
AUAAAAUGUCGCUAUUGGAAAUAAGAACAGAUAUAAUCGUGUAGAUUCGAUGGGAUGCGUAUGAUCCGUGAGGUGUAAAAAUAUUGUUUUGGAAGCGGUUCUAUAUAAUAGCUGUCAAGCGCAGCUUUCCUCGUUAGCAUAAGCCACCUAGCUCAGUGUUAAAGCAGCCAACUGCUCUAGUUAGCUCUCGAAGACCGGCGAUGAAGAAAACGACCCACAUGAAAAACAAGCUGAAAUCCUCUCAGAAGGAUAAGAUUCGCCAGUUUAUCAUUUUCACCCAAUCCAACGAGAAGACUGCGCUGACCUGUCUGUCCCAGAACGACUGGAAACUAGAUCUAGCCACUGACAAGUUUUUCCAGAACCCGGAGCACUAUGUGCCAAACUUGAAGUGUGGUCUCGACAAGAAGAAACUUGAGCAACUUUACAACAGAUACAGAGAUCCCCUCGAUGAGAGCAAAAUUGGCAUCGAUGGGAUCCAACAGUUUUGCGAUGACCUUGGUUUGGACCCAGCCAGUAUCAGUGUUCUGCUCAUAGCCUGGAAGUUCAGGGCUGCAACACAGUGCGAGUUCUCAAAACAGGAAUUUAUGGAAGGAAUGGCAGAUCAAGGCUGUGAUACUAUUGAGAAGCUCAAAUCUCAGCUACCAAAGAUGGAGCAAGAGCUAAAGGACCAAGGCCGGUUUAAGGAUUUUUAUCAGUUUACAUUUAAUUUUGCUAAGAACCCUGGACAGAAAGGUCUAGAUUUAGAAAUGGCUAUUGCAUAUUGGAAUUUAGUACUGGCUGGAAGAUUCAAGUUCCUUGAUCUGUGGAACACAUUUUUAAUUGAGCACCACAAAAGAUCCAUUCCUAAGGACACUUGGAACCUCUUGCUGGACUUCAGCACUAUGAUCACUGAUGACAUGUCCAAUUACGAUGAGGAAGGAGCAUGGCCGGUUCUCAUCGAUGACUUUGUGGAGUUUGCUCGGCCGCACAUUGGAACCAAAAGCACCGCAGUCUGAGCUCCUCUGUGAACAACCGCCUACAUUUGCUACGAGGAUUGCAGUAAUCGAAGAACUAGUGGACCACACUAAGCUGAGAAACUUAGUUGCCUUUUAAACACUCAGGACUGGAAUAUUUUACACAACAGAUACUUUAUACAGUAUGUAUGUGUUGGUGUGUACAUGUGUACAGAAAAAAAAGGCAUACAAGUUUGUUGGUCAUCGUGUGAUGUUUUUUGAAUUUCGUCAUCUUAAGUAUUGGGGGUUUUUUUGUGCUCAAGCCAACUGGGGAGGAAUUAGUCUUGGUGUACCUGGUUUUACUAUGUGCCAGCAUUCUGCUCGAAGCGGGUCAAUGGAUGCACUUCGGAAAUGUACUCCAGUGAGGUCUGACAAAAUCCAAUUGUAUGAUUCCUGUGAGCGUUCUUUCCUUUACACCUAUGUGACAAGUUAGUUGAAAUCAUUGAUUGUAAUUUUUAAGCAUAUUGCUGUUCCUUUAAAACAAACGUAUGAACAUCAAAUAAAUGUUUCAA